AUGCUCGGUCGACCCCAUCCACCGCUCGAGCCCAAGGCCGAGUACUUCCAGAUCGCUCAGUACACCUGCCUCUACAACGCCGACAAGCGCGCAGUCGACUGCCUGCCCUUUGUCCGCACCUUUAUGCAGCUCGGCCGCCAGUGCACCGAGGUGACCCCGACCGUCAACGCCGGUGGUCGUCUUCCUCGAGGCGGGCUCCUCGGCGUCCCCGCCGACGUCGAAGCUGCACAAACGGUGCCGGUCAAGGGCUCGCCUCCUCCCGGCAUGACCUGAGUCGUCCGGCGCCCUCUCUGAGCUCAACGCUCUCGACAUUCCGUACCUGAGUACUCGUCGCUCCUCUCGAGCCAUCUGCGACACCGCCGGCGGUCGUUGCCGGCCGUCGAGACGGUCGCGCGAGGCUGCGGCCCCACCUCGAACACCUUCGGCCGCCUCUCGCGGCCGCCAGCCGCUUUUGCUAGAGCUUGCGCGGCCUCUGUGUAGCUCUCUAGAUAGUCUGCAACUCGAGCAUGUAUUCUCCAG
Molecule: messenger RNA, 519 nt
Organism: Rhodotorula graminis WP1
Lineage: Eukaryota; Fungi; Basidiomycota; Microbotryomycetes; Sporidiobolales; Sporidiobolaceae
Exons: 3
Source: RefSeq, a predicted model, not a curated record